AAUCGGUCGCGGCUCUCAUCGGAAAUUUUGUAUUAAUUAUAAAAGAUUAUAAAGGAGUCCAGUGCGUUUCCCAGCACUGUUAACGCCCCAGGAUCAGGUUUACAAUCCGUUCUAGGGCCUCCUGGGUGUUACUUCGAGUUUCGAUUUGGCAUUCUCUCUGGUCAGUGGUGUUCCGGCAGUCAAAGAAACCUUUUGCAGGUUAAGUUGACAACAAACGAAGCUUCUGCGAUGCCAGGACAGAGGCGUGUUCUGGAUUUCGGCGAUGGCACGGAGCCCAUACUUUUGGACUAUCCGGAUACCCGGAUCUUCUCCAACUGCUCGAGUUACGGCGACCGGGUUCCGGGCUUGAGCUGGAACGAGUUCACUGUGCACCAUCGCGGCCAGCUGGAGUACCAGUGCAAUCCGCAGCAAGCGAUCAUGGAGGCAAUCUACGAGGCGGUCGACGGAGCCGAGUUUUAUCCUGUCCACUACCAGCGUGGACCCCGGGAGGACACCUUCCUUGCCCGAAACUGCAAGCAGGCCAUUGACAAUCUUUUCAAGCUAUCGCUUGCCAUAAGCGUGGGCAAGGGCGCCUCAAUACCAAUCAAAGUGCAGCUGGCAGUGGCCGAAUCCAACAUGAGGCAAAUAUCACCGCAUUUCCUCAUCGCCAGCGUCCUGGAUAAUCUGCUGAAGCGACUGGAGCAGCAGAACGGUGUGGAUGGACUCCUCAAUCUGGACAACUUUGGGGCCCGACCUGAGUUCCGGAAUGUGGUGGUGAGCCUGGCCAACCCUGCCAUCUUGAUGAACGUGUGCCAGGUGAUACGCAAUGAUCCCGCCUGCGGCCGUGUGAAUGGAUUCAUCAUGACGAACAAUCACAUACGGGAGGUGCGAUACUUGAAUCUCUUAUCGAACGUGGACUACGCCCUGCUUGAUCUGAGCGGGAAUAAGAUCAGAUCGGCGGAACGCUUGUGUCGUGACCUGGCUCAGUUUCGGGCUAGAGAACUGCUUCUGAAUCGCAAUCCCAUUGCCAAGAGCAACAAAUUUCCAGGCAACAUUAAGGCACUGGAAAAUAACUUUCAAAUGGUGAAUGGUUUGCCCUUCAACAAGCUGCACAAGGCUUAUUCCCCGCUGGAUGGCGAGAUUGAUCUGUAUGUGGAUGGUACCCGAAUUGACGAAGUUAACGCUUUCCAGCUGCCUGAAUUCGAGCAUAGCCAGCAUUGGCAUGCCUUUCUGGUUCCAGAUCCCCAUCACGAGUUCCAGCAGGAGUCGUUUUUUAAUAUGUUCUUCAUCUAUGUGGAUCCCAACUUGAGCGAAUUCUAUCCCUGCUACUACAGGUACGAUCGUGGCGAGCACAUCUUUCUGGUUCGCAACUGCUACGAUCAGAUUGCCAAUCUGGUCAACAAUUUCAAGCUACAGAUGGAGAUACCAGCCAUGCCCAUGUUUCCCGAGAAGCGAAGCUUUGGUUACUACCUGCGCAUGAACGUGAGCACCUUCAAAAAACAGCACGUGGUGCCGGAGGAGUGCCUCAUAAAGGCAGUGGAACGUAGAUAUGCGGCUCAAAACCGUCUGCUCGAUCUCGAACAGCUUCAGGCCAGCGAGAGCCUUCGAAAUGUGGUGGUGCAUCUCAGCUCGCCGAAAAUUCUGACCAACGUUCUGUCGGUGGCCUCGAAGCAGUUUAUGACCAACUGCUCGGAGAUACGGCUGUGCAAUAACAAGAUAUUGACGGUGCAGAAGGCACACAUCCUGCGCAGGAUGGGCAACUUGCGAGCGGUGGAUUUGAGCCACAAUUGGCUCCACGAACUGUCCGCUAUCGAGUCCCUAAGCGAACUCCCCCUGAAAUCGUUGGUUCUUUACGGAAAUCCCCUAUGCCGCAACUACUGCCUGCCUAGCGAAUACGUCCGGGCGGUUACGCAGAUGUUUCCACAGCUAACCACACUGGAUGGGGUGGAUUUGCAAACGAAUCCGGGCCAGGCGCCGCAGAAGGAUUUCCUUUGCGACAUUGCCGCCUAUGAAUUGGUGGGCGAUGUUUUCCUCAAAGACUAUCUGCGCGAGUUCGAGGGCCAGGAUGAGCGGGCCAAUCUGCAUAAGUACUAUACAGACGACUCUCUGUUCACCAUGACCAGCACCUACAAGAUGCCGAGCCACUACAUAAAUGGCCACCUCGUUCGUCGCAUCUCCAAAUACAGCACACAUGCCCGCAAUUUACUCAAAAGUGACAUUUCGCGGGCAGCCAAUGGAGUGCAUGUGGGCAAGGAGGAGAUCAUGGUGGUGCUGAUGCAGCUGCCAAAGGUCACCCACGAUUUCCACUCCCUACAAACGGACGUAAUGUAUUACGAUGGCAAGUCGGCGGUCAUCAAUGUGACCGGUCUGCUGCGUGACGAGCAGCCAGACAGCAGAGAUAAAAGCGAUUUCUUUUUGGCCUUCAGCCGGCAGUUUGUGAUAAAGAUUGAUGACGAGGGACAGGGCAUUAGCAAGGGCGCCCGUCGCAUACGGAUCACCAAUGAACGUUUCAACAUCAUGAAUCCCAGCCAAAAAAUGAUUAGGUCUGCCUUUAAAGUAAACUAUCCGGAUCACACAGCGGAGAAGGAGAAAGACUCGGUGGAUACCAAGGAUUACAAGCUGCUUAUAUUCCAAGAGAUAACCGGUCUCAUUUCCCCCUGGUGCACAUCGAUUGUGGAGCAAGCGGACUGGGACCUAGAGCGGGCCCUGAAAUUGUUUAUACAAAAGAAUGCUGCCAACGAGAUACCGGAUCAGGCCAUUGCUUAGGCCUUAAAUUCUCUAGAGAAAACUUGUAACACUAAGAGCCAAAGAAGAAAUCUAAGACUAGUUUAAAGAUUAUGAAUUGAAAGGUUAAUAUUUGGUGCAAAACAGACUUCUUUUCAACAAAAUGUUGUGGCGUCACGGCUAAAGUUUAAGCUUAGUUAAUAAAAUACCGUAUAAUAACAAGA
Molecule: messenger RNA, 2927 nt
Organism: Drosophila kikkawai
Lineage: Eukaryota; Metazoa; Arthropoda; Insecta; Diptera; Drosophilidae
Source: RefSeq, a predicted model, not a curated record